AAUCUAUACAAACAACAAGAUUAAUCAAUCACAUUCUUGUUAAUUUUUUCAUUACUACAAAAAAAAAAAAGUGUGAAUGUUAUGAACCUAAUGAACGUAUAUGCAUGCAUGGUUGUAACAAUAUAUCAAUGAAUGAAUGUCUUCGUCUACCUCUUCUUCACGUUCAAAAUCAAAUGCUAAUUCUGAAAUGACCAAAGCUAAUAACCAAUACAGCAUUUCCCUUAGCCCUAUCCAUCCCAUCAUCAAUACACCCAAUUCAACGCCUGACACUCCUAAUGUCAAGAGUGAAAAAAAGAAAAAGUCUAUCUUGCCAAAGAUUUUUGGAUCAAAGCGAAACGGGAGAGGCUCGGAUGAAGAUGCACUCAAAUCUAAUCCGGAAGCAGAUUCAAUUUCAAUUAGUCUUGAUUUGGAGAAGAAGUUGGAAACCAAGAAAAAAGCAUUUCUUGAAGGUCCCAUGAUGAGAAAGAGUUUCUCAGAAAGGGAAACUAGCCCUGGGAUUGAAGGCUUAAAUUUAUGCACUUUUGAACAACGACCGAUGCCUCUGGAAAACGAAAUUCAGAGUUUCAGGGUCUUUGUUGCAACAUGGAAUGUAGGAGGAAAAUCUCCAAGCUAUGAUCUCAACCUUCAAGAUUUCUUGCUGGUGGAGGGUUCUGCAGAUAUUUACAUCUUAGGAUUUCAAGAAAUUGUUCCUCUAAGUGCUGGAAAUGUUCUAGUAAUCGAAGACAAUGAACCAGCUGCAAAGUGGUUAGCAUUGAUAAGUCAAGCACUAAACACACCGAAAAAUGAAUUAAGCGAUUCAUCCGAUUCAGGAACCGGAUCGAAAUCAAAGGAAUCAAAGUCACCGGCGAGUCUAAAUUUCUUUCAGAAGCCUUCUCUUAAAGCUAUCAGUAGAAACUUCAGGGCAGAAGGAAGCAGCCUCCUUAAGGCAUGCAAUUGUCCUGUGGAAUCUCCGUUAAGAGAGAGGCGGAGGGUUAGAAAGUUUAGUGAUCCUAUGAGUAAGUUAGAAACCGAGAUUCGUGGAGAAAGCAGUAUGGAAGAGUUGCUUUCAAUUGCAGAAAUACCUGCUACUCCUGGCCAAUCUAAAUACUCCCUUAUAUCAAGUAAACAAAUGGUUGGGAUUUUUCUUACCAUUUGGACUAAGAAAGAAUUAGUACCUCACAUUGGUCAUCUUAGAGUAGACUCUGUAGGGAGAGGAAUCAUGGGUUGCUUGGGCAACAAGGGGUGUAUAUCGAUGAGUAUGUCAUUGCAUCAAACAAGCUUUUGUUUCGUAUGUAGUCACUUGGCUUCUGGCGAGAAAGAAGGCGAUGAGGUGAGGAGGAAUUCUGAUGUAGCUGAGAUUCUCAAAGGCAUACAAUUCCCUAGGAUUUGCAAGAAUCCUUGCCGGAGAGCACCAGAAAAGAUAGUAGAUCACGAUCGAAUAAUAUGGCUCGGAGAUUUGAAUUAUAGGGUGGCAUUGAGUUAUGAAGAAACAAGGGUUCUAUUGGAGGAUAAUGAUUGGGACACUUUGUUAGAAAAAGAUCAAUUGAACAUAGAAAAAGAAGCAGGAAGAGUUUUCAGUGGUUUCAAAGAAGGAAGAAUAGUCUUUGCACCAACUUACAAGUAUUCACAAAAUUCAGACUCUUAUGCUGGUGAGACUGUUAAAUCAAAGAAGAAACGUCGAACGCCAGCAUGGUGUGAUAGGAUACUGUGGCGUGGCAGCCGCAUCGAUCAAGUAUCCUACAUUCGUGGAGAAUCAAGAUUCUCUGACCAUAGACCUGUUUGCGCUGUCUUUUCUGUGGGUGUGGAAGUAAGAAGCAGAAACAAUAGAUUCAGAAAGGGCUAUUCUUAUACAAGCCCGAGACUCGAAUAUGAAGACUUGAUACCUCAAAGGCAUAGUUUCUAUGAUUAUUAAUCCAAACCUCAAACCAAACUUGUAUAUUUUUCUCUUAGUGUCUAUAUAGAAGAAUGAUGAUUUUUCGCCUUGCUUUUAUUGUCUUUCUAUUUUGCCACCACACUCACCAAAAUGUCCAUAGAUGGUUAGAAUUAAACAAUCCUUAACUCCUAACAAUUUAUUGUAAAUAGAGUUGAACCAUUCAUUGUCAUACAAACAUGAAAUAUUGAGGAGAAACAUAUGCUAUUAAUAAUAAUUUGAACAGACUAUUAUUUGAAAAAAAAAAAAUAAUUUGAACAGACUAAAGCUCACUUGAGUUACAUAUCAAGAUAGAUGGUCCCUACUUAUUUAAAUCUCUAUUUUCUAUCUAAUUAAAAUGUUGAAAGAAGACAUAUUGGCAUGCAGCUCGGAUCAUCUGCGGUGUUGUAUUUCUGUCCAGUGAGAUUUUACUCACUGGACAAGAAGGCAGCACUAGCACUACAGAUGAUUCGAGUUCAUCAGAGAGGAAAAGAACCUAAUGGUAUGUCAAGUCCCAAAUUGAGGUUUCUUCGUGACUUAAUGUGGUAUCUUGUUCUUGAUUUUGAUUCAAGUCCACAUUAUCUCUUUCCAUGUUCACUCCCAUGUGCAAUUCAAGAUCUUGCAUGCCAUUAAGCCAAAAUUCACCAUAACCUUCUACUGUCCUAUCCACAAUCUCUCUCAACUCAUUAACAUUCCCAACGAGGUUUCCAUGAUCCUGAUUCUGAUUACUAGUUCCUGCUAUAUCCAUAUUAAACCAAUCAUCUGACAGAUAAUCAUGAAAAGGAACAUGACCUUGUUCUGAUCUGUAAGAACAGAAGGAUUCAUGAUUCACCCUUGAACUCUUGUCUGAAAAUCCCAUACACAAUUCACUUUGUGGACACUCAGAAUAUUGACAGGAAUAC
Molecule: messenger RNA, 2790 nt
Organism: Vicia villosa (hairy vetch)
Lineage: Eukaryota; Viridiplantae; Streptophyta; Magnoliopsida; Fabales; Fabaceae
Product: type I inositol polyphosphate 5-phosphatase 5-like
Exons: 10
Coding region: 137-1891 (584 amino acids)
Biological process (GO): phosphatidylinositol dephosphorylation
Molecular function (GO): phosphatidylinositol-4,5-bisphosphate 5-phosphatase activity; inositol-polyphosphate 5-phosphatase activity; phosphatidylinositol-3,4,5-trisphosphate 5-phosphatase activity
Source: RefSeq, a predicted model, not a curated record